Diachasma alloeum is the source of this 802-nucleotide messenger RNA. RefSeq lists its product as uncharacterized. Lineage: Eukaryota; Metazoa; Arthropoda; Insecta; Hymenoptera; Braconidae. The record is from RefSeq and is a predicted model, not a curated record. Bases 146 to 802 code for a protein of 218 amino acids. The transcript is spliced from 2 exons.
CACGACGGGUGAAAUCUUCUCAGUCCAACUGCACUAUUUGUUUAGCUAUCGAAUACUCAUCAAAGAAAGUAGCUUAUAUACCAAUUUAAGUAACUCGUCACUCACAAAUAGUUAACAGUGAACGAAGGCAUUGUUAAUACUGGGAAUGGCGUCGACACCGCCUUAUAACAUCGAUGAUGAUGAUGAUGAUUGGCUGGGGGAACGGAAAAGUAUUCUAAUUAAUAAGUAUUGUCAUCUCGAAGUGAAAUUGACAAUCGAUGCACCUUCGUCAUGCCACUGCCAAUUGCUAAUACGUUCUGGAAUCACAUCCACUGUCGCUCAUCUCUCGUUUAGACAUCCCAGAUGCUGGCCCCUGAAAGAUUUACUACUCGAGGACUGUUUCAAGUAUUUGGAAACACACGAACCACGAUACGAGAAUUUUCCUGGUGAUCGUUCAACCUACAAAGUUGACAUUUUGGUUGGUAGCAAAUACGUUGAUCUACCACCGAGUAUGGCAGAGCUUCCUGAGCCCAUUUACACGCAACUUGAUUGCUCCAGUAAUGUCCCAAAAGAUAUUAAUUUAAAUUAUGAAGCAGAACUGCUGCUCAUGUCAGGAAAUCCUGACCCAGAUCCUGAUUUCAGAGAAGCUCACAAUUUUCACACUGAAUCCUUCUUUCCAAUUGCACGAUCAACGACAGCUUUCAAUAACAUCAUGGAGAUACAUCGUGAAAAGUCUCCCGAUUCAUUUCAAGUGGAACUCGUCUGGAGAGAGGCAGUGAUUAAUAUUUCCCAACAAUCGAACAUGGCCUUCAAUCUCAUUUAA